CGGGAGGCCGCCCUCUCCGCCGCCCCUGCGGCUGCGCGCGCUCGGGGCUGGGUUCCCGGAAAGGGCCUGAAUCAUGUGAAGGAUGGCACUAUUUGAUGUCACUCCUACUUUUCAUUUACAGUACACACUAGGAGUCAUGAGAAACAACUGUCACUCUCCGCGGGUGGGAGCUGCCACCAUUUACAAAGACAAGAAGUAAUUUUCUUGUACUCACAAGAUGACUCAGCAUGGAGCCCGAAGCCGCCAGGUUGGAGAAGCAGCACGUGCAUGAUGUCUACGAGAGCACGGCUCCCUACCUCAGCCACCUGCAGAGCAGAGCCUGGCCGCGGGUCCGCCAGUUCCUCCAAGACCAGAAGCCGGGCAGCCUCGUCGCUGACAUUGGCUGUGGCACUGGAAAAUAUCUUCAAGUCAACAGCCAGGUGCACAUCCUGGGCUGUGACUACUGUAGGCCCUUGGUAGAGAUUGCCCGGGCUGGAGGAAGUGAAGUCAUGGUAUGUGACAACCUUAAUCUUCCCUUUAGGGACCAGGGCUUCGAUGCUGUCAUCUCCAUCGGAGUCAUCCAUCACUUCUCGACGAGGCGGCGGAGGAGCCGGGCCGUCGGGGAGAUGGCGAGGGUCCUGGCCCCGGGCGGGCGGCUGCUGAUCUACGUGUGGGCCAUGGAGCAGAAGAACCGGCGCUUCGCCCGGCAGGACGUGCUCGUGCCCUGGAACGGGGCCCUGUGCUCGGGGCCGCGGCCUCCCGAGCCGGGGCCGCGGCCCGGCGGGUUCUACUCCGCCCUGGGCCGGUCCCUCCGCGCCUGGCUCUCGGCCCGCGCGCUGGAGGCGCCCCGUCCGGCGGAGCCGCGGGGGGCCGGGGGAGCCCGCGGGGGCGCGGGGGGGGACGCGGGGGGCCCGGCGGGCGCCGAGGCCCCGGGCCGCACGCGCGCGCCCGGCCCCCGCCCGCCCGAGCCGCCGGGCCCCGAGGGCGGCGCGGCCCUCACGCGCUACUACCACGUGUUCCGCGCGGGCGAGCUCGGGGAGCUGCUGCGGGGCCACGCGCGCGAGCUGCGCGUGCUCAGCGCCGGCCGCGACCACGGCAACUGGUGCGUGCUGGCCGAGAAGAGGCGGGGCCGCCCGGCGCAGGGCCGGUGA
This is a messenger RNA of Perognathus longimembris pacificus (Pacific pocket mouse), 1130 nucleotides long. RefSeq names its product tRNA methyltransferase 9B (putative) (gene Trmt9b). Lineage: Eukaryota; Metazoa; Chordata; Mammalia; Rodentia; Heteromyidae. The transcript is spliced from 6 exons. The coding region runs from base 228 to 1130 and encodes 300 amino acids. Gene Ontology annotation, cellular component: cytoplasm; nucleus. Gene Ontology annotation, molecular function: S-adenosylmethionine-dependent methyltransferase activity; tRNA binding. Gene Ontology annotation, biological process: tRNA wobble uridine modification. The record is from RefSeq and is a predicted model, not a curated record.